This is a messenger RNA of Anopheles aquasalis, 1536 nucleotides long. RefSeq names its product saccharopine dehydrogenase-like oxidoreductase. NCBI's taxonomy places the organism in Eukaryota, Metazoa, Arthropoda, Insecta, Diptera, Culicidae. Gene Ontology annotation, biological process: glycolipid biosynthetic process. Gene Ontology annotation, cellular component: plasma membrane; mitochondrion; lipid droplet. The record is from RefSeq and is a predicted model, not a curated record.
GUGGGAGCCGAUUACAAGAAGAGCAGCUGAGUUGAUGACAGAGUAAAUUUGGCACUCGGCACGUUUAUGCUCGAUGCCGCUAAUGCUGAAGCAUUUUUUCUACCGACUGUAGCUUAAACGAAGUAACAUUUCGUGUUUUAAGUGGAUACCUGAACUGUAGAACAUCCUAAUCGUGCAGCCAUGAAUCUUGCACGGAAGCUGGAUGUUGUUAUUUUCGGCGCGAGCGGCUUCACCGGAAAGUACACGGUGCUGGAGAGCAUAAAGCUGUUGGGCAACAUGAGAUGGGGAAUCGCCGGACGAAGCCAAAAUAAGCUGCAAGAAGUGCUGAAGGAAGUGGGAGAAAAGGCUAAGACGGAUCUCUCGAACGUGCCGAUCGUCCUGGCGGACGUAAAUAACCAGGAUUCGCUGGUCAACAUGGCACGUGAUUGUCGUGUGGUUGUGAACUGUUGCGGUCCCUACCGGCUUUUUGGAGAGCCGGUACUGAAGGCAUGUCUGGAGGCCCGUACCCAUCACGUUGAUGUGAGCGGUGAACCACAGUUCCUGGAGGGAAUGCAGCUCAAGUACCACGAGGCAGCUAAGGAGAAGGGAAUUUACAUGAUAUCGGCCUGUGGAUUCGACAGUAUUCCGGCCGACAUGGGAACCGUGUUUUUGGAGCAGCAAUUCGACGGCGUGGUAAAUUCGGUGGAGAGCUACAUUUUCUCGAAACAGAAGGGUCGUCGUGAAAUGGGCGGCAUUCAUUAUGGCACUUGGGCGUCCGCAGUGCAUGCAAUGGCAAACGUGAACGAGAUGGGAGCGAUACGCCGGCAGCUGUUUGCGAAGAAGCUUCCCGACGUUAAACCGAAACUACAGGAACGACCGACCAUUCAUCGGUCAGACAAUGGGAACAAGUGGUCCCUGCCAUUCCAGGGAGCUGACCGGUCCUGUGUGGCUCGUACGCAGAGAUUUUUCUACGAAACGGAAAACAAACGUCCCUUGCAGAUGCGAGCUUACAUAUCAUUCGGAGGACUAUCGGAAGUGUUGGCGGUAUCCUUUGUUGGGGCCAUAUUUUGGUUGAUGGUCAAGACCAACUUCGGCAAACAGCUGUUGCUGAACUAUCCGAAACUUUUCUCGCUAGGCAUGGUGUCGCACGAGGGCCCCAGCGACGAGGCGAUGAACAAUAUUGAGUUUGCACUAUACUUUGAAGGAAAGGGAUGGGCGGAAAAGCUGGCCAGCCCAACGGACAAGUAUACCGGUCCGCCGAACAAGGUGAUUCGUACGAAGGUCACCGGAACUAACCCGGGUUACGGUGCAACAUGUGUUUCGCUGAUUUUAUGUGCCCGGACCAUUCUAUUGGAAGGGGACCGUAUGCCGGGAGAGGGAGGCUAUCUAACUCCGGGAGCUGCCUUUGCCAAGACGAGCCUGAUCGAAGAGCUGUGUAAAAAUGGAUUUACAUUUGAAGUUCUUUCUCAGGCGAAACUGUAAAUAGCUAAUAGGGAUUGUUAAAGCCAAAACUUAAAAUUUAUUGGUGGAAGAAAUAAACGCUAUAUCGAAAUAAUA